CUUUCUUGAUCCCAUUUUAAACCCUCAGAAACCGUUUCUUCCAUUUCCAUCCAAUACUUUGCUCACAAGUCACAAGCAGCAAAAGGAAUUUCAUUGUUUGUUCGUCAUCAAAGGUACCGUCGUCAUUCUACUUCGCUUCUGAUCGUUUCUUUUGUCAAUUCCUAAUGGUUUUGUUUGCUCUUUCUAACAGAUGUUAACUUUUUCCGUUAAGUUCAGUUGAAGAUAUGAAUGUAUUAAGAAAGCAGGCUUCCAUACUCAGAGAGCAGGCCAUUCUCAAGGAUUUUGUCGGAGAACUUCGUGUGACAGACGUGGUUCGGGCCCUGGCCAACUUUUACGCUGCACAACUCCUAGUAUGUUCCAAACAAGUCUCCACCUCGUACUCCAAUGUUCGGAUCAUUCAUGCCCACAUGAUUGCGUCUGGGUUCAAGCCACGGUCUCACAUCCUCAACCGGUUGAUGGAUCUGUACUGCAAAUCGUUCAACCUUGCAUAUGCUCGCCACCUGUUCGAUGAAAUCCCAGAACCAGAUAUCGUUGCAAGAACGACUUUUAUUACUGCAUAUUCUGCCUCUCGAGAUUUAAAGCUGGCAAGGGAGAUAUUUAACAAAACCCCUUUAAAUAUUCGGGAUACCGUUUGUUACAAUGCCAUGAUAACAGGCUGUGCUCAUAAUAGUGAUGGUAACGCAGCAAUUGAGCUCUUUUGUGACAUGAAAAGACAUGGAUUUCGGCCUGAUAACUACACUUAUACAAGCAUGUUGGCUGGAUUGUCCCUUAUAGCUGAAUACGAAUUGGAUUGUCAGCAGCUACAUUGUGAAAUUGUGAAGUCAGGAACAGCGUCUGUCACAUCCGUGGUAAAUGCCCUAAUGUCAGUAUUUGUUAGGUGUGCUUCUUCCCCCUUUGUAACGUCUUCUUUGUUGAUGGAUGCUGCAAGAAAAUUGUUUGAUGAAAUGCCACUUAAGGAUGAGUUGUCAUGGACUACAAUUAUCACAGGGUAUAUAAAAAAUGAUGACCUAUAUGGUGCGAGUCAAGUCUUUGAUGGUAUGAAUGAAAAGUUAGCGGUUGCAUGGAAUGCAAUGAUUUCCGGAUACACGCAUAAAGGGAUUGUUCCGAAAGCAUUAGAACUGUCCAGAAAGAUGCAUUCGUUGGGAAUCAAGUUUGAUGAAUUUACUUAUACAAGUAUCCUUUGUGCUUGUGCUAGCGCUAAAUUGUUUUUGCUUGGAAAACAAUUACAUGCUUACAUGAUUAGAACAGUAACAAACCCAUCUCGGGACUUUCUAUAUAGUGUUAACAAUUCAUUGAUUACAUUGUAUUGGAAAUGUGGUAAAACGGAUGAUGCAAGGAAAAUCUUUGAUAAGAUGCCUAUCAGGGACCUUGUUUCAUGGAAUACCAUUUUAUCUGCUUAUGUUGAUGUAGGGCGGAUUGGAGAAGCCAGAUCUUUCUUUAGUGAAAUGCCAGAAAAGAACCAGUUAGCAUGGAGUGUUAUGAUAUCUGGAUUUGCACAAAACGGAUCUGGUGAAGAGGGUUUGAAGUUGUUCAACCAGAUGAGAUCAAAUGAAUGUCAACCAUGUGAUUAUGCAUUUGCUGGUGCCAUAAUUUCCUGCGCAGUGCUUGCAUCAUUGGACCAUGGUCGCCAACUCCAUGCUCAGCUUAUCCAAUCAGGUUUUGAAUCAAGCCUGUCUGCAUCUAAUUCUUUGAUUACAAUGUAUGCUAGAUGUGGGGUUCUUCUAGAUUCACAAACCGUGUUCUCUACAAUGCCUUGUUUGGAUUCAGUAUCUUGGAAUGCCAUGAUUGCAGCGUUAGGGCAACAUGGGCAUGGUGUUCAGGCAGUGGAGCUUUUUGAACAAAUGUUGAAAGAGGACAUAAUUCCUGACCGAAUAACAUUCCUCACAAUUCUUACCUCUUGUAGCCACGCAGGUCUGGUUGAAGAAGGUCAGCAAUAUUUUAAUUCAAUGUAUGAGCUAUAUGGCAUAACCCCAGGUGAAGAUCAUUUUGGUCGUUUGAUCGACUUGUUGUGUAGAGCUGGAAAGUUCUCUGAAGCAACAGAUGUGAUCCAAAAAAUGCCUUUUGAUCCAGGAGCACCUAUCUGGGAAGCACUGCUAGGUGGAUGCAGAAUUCAUGGAAAUAUGGAGUUAGGGGUCCAAGCUGCAGAGAAACUCUUUCAGUUAAUUCCACAUCAUGAUGGGACCUACAUACUUCUGUCAAACAUGUACGCAAACUUAGGCAAAUGGAACGAUGUUUCCAGGGUUCGGAAUUUGAUGCGGAUUCGAGGAGUGAAGAAAGAACCAGCUUGUAGUUGGAUCGAGGUUGACAGUAUGGUCCAUGUAUUUUUGGUGGAUGACACUAAUCACCCUGAGGUUCAAGAAGUAUACAAGUACCUUGAGGAAUUGGUUUUCAAGAUGAGGAAACUAGGGUAUGUUCCGGAUACAAAAUUUGUGUUGCAUGAUAUGGAAAAUGAGCAAAAGGAAUAUGCAUUAUCUACUCACAGUGAGAAGCUUGCAGUUGCUUUUGGGCUUUUAAAGCUUCCUUCUGGAGCCAUGAUCAGGGUCUUCAAGAACCUGAGGAUUUGUGGGGAUUGUCACAAUGCCUUUAAGUUCAUGUCACAAGUUGUGGAGAGAGAAAUUGUUGUAAGAGAUGGGAAGAGGUUUCAUCAUUUUAGGAAUGGGAAAUGUUCUUGUGGCAAUUACUGGUGAAAAGCACCUUGUACAUAGCUUCAUCCAAUGUUGCAUCUCAUUGGCGUUCCUUUCGGUAUUGGAAAGGAAAUAUACAUCCCAUUUGGUAGAUAGGUACGUUGAACUUUCUUACAUCACCUUCAAGCAAACUUUAUGUUAGAUGGCCAAGAAAAGUCACUAAAGUAGAUAAUAUGGUGAAAACCGUCAUUUGCAGAAAGUAUAUUGUAUCAAUCAGCAACAAUAGAAUUGGGGAUCACAUCACUUGCAUGGUUACAUAGAUAACAAUAAGUGAUUCUGACUUGGAGAGCAAAUGAUGGUUGCACAUUAAGGGUAUACGUCAAUGUUGCAUUCUCCAAGAAAACCAUGUGGAAAGGUUUACAUGCUUAUUUUACUUUCUUUGUUCUUGUUAUUGUUUAAUCCGUGAAAACUACAGUUGAACACCACCCACUAGACUCGUCUUGAG
Cynara cardunculus var. scolymus (artichoke) is the source of this 3129-nucleotide messenger RNA. Its product is annotated as pentatricopeptide repeat-containing protein At1g25360. The transcript has 2 exons. The coding region runs from base 225 to 2687 and encodes 820 amino acids. Lineage: Eukaryota; Viridiplantae; Streptophyta; Magnoliopsida; Asterales; Asteraceae. Gene Ontology annotation, biological process: RNA modification. Gene Ontology annotation, molecular function: protein binding; RNA binding; zinc ion binding. The record is from RefSeq and is a predicted model, not a curated record.